GCUCGAUCAGUGUGCUGUUGUGGGUGUAGAAAUUUCCGCUUCCUGCUUCAAUAAACAUUUCAGAUCUCAGACUAAAGUUGAAAAACAGCUUGUUUGGGGAUUCUAGAAGAGCGGAGAUUCACGGUACCGUGUCAGUAAUUACACGGCCAGUCAAGGUAGGAACGAAAUUGGCCAGACAGCUAGUUAGUCCCUGCAAGGAUUGGAUUAGCAAACACUUAGCUAGCUCUUCUGCUAGCAAAAGAGCUACACAAAACGUAUUUUCAUGAUAGCUGCCAAUAUCUAUCAGCAGCGCCAAGAGCUAGCUAUCCAAGAACUAGGAAGAGUUAUCGGUUACGGUUUAAAAUCCCGUAUCUACCUCCAGUAUGUCGGAGCGAGGAGGGCUCCCGCGGGCUGGAGGCGCUCCAUCUCCGCACAUGCAGCCCUCCAAACCGGUGCCGAUCACGUCGAGCCGCCCGGUACAGAUGAACCUGUUUGCUACGUGGGAAGUGGAUCGCUCCUCGCCAAGCUGUGUACCCAGGCUCUUUAACCUGACUCUGAAGAAGCUGGUGAUGUUGAAGGAGUUGGACAGAGACCUGACCUCAGUGGUCAUCGCUGUGAAGCUCCAGGGGUCCAAGCGUAUCCUGCGCUCCAAUGAGAUCCUGCUCUCCUCAGCUGGACUGACAGAGACGGACUUGCAGCUCACCUUCUCCCUGCAGUACCCCCAUUUCCUGAAGAGAGACGCCAACCGGCUCCAGAUCAUGCUGCAGCGCAGGAAGAGGUACAAGAACCGCACCAUCCUGGGGUACAAGACACUCGCCCUGGUCAUCAACAUGGCGGAGGUGAUGCAACACCCUAGCGAGGGGGCCCAGGUGCUGGGGCUCCACAGCCAGGUGAAGGACGCCUCAGUCCCGGUGGCAGAGGUGCGUGUGUACUCCCUCUCCAGCCAGCCCAUCGACCACGAGGGCCCCAAGGCCAAGAUGUCCGAUCGCUCCCCGGACAUUGAUAACUACUCGGAGGAAGAGGAGGAGAGUUACUCUUCGGAGCAGGAGGGCAGUGACGACCCCGCCCACAGCCAGUACCUGUUUGAUGAAGAUGAUGAAGUGAGGAAGAAGAAACCGCGGCGCAAACUGCCCUCCAACGCGGCCAUCACACGACAACCCAACAUCAAGCAGAAAUUUGUGGCUUUGCUGAAGAGGUUCAAGGUUUCUGAUGAGGUGGGGUUCGGGCUGGAGCACGUAUCCCGGGAGCAGAUCCAGGAGGUGGAGGAGGACCUGGACGACCUGUACGACAGCCUGGAGCUCUACAACCCCAGCGACAGCGGGCCUGAGAUGGAGGAGACCGACAGCAUCCUGAGCACGCCCAAGCCCAAACUCAGGCCAUUCUUUGAGGGCAUGUCCCAGUCCAGCUCCCAGACGGAGUUCGGGAGCCUGAACAGCAAAGGCAGCCGGGACCCCUUCAGCCCUCAGGGGGAGCUGCCGCCCUCAGACAGAAUGAAGCACUCGCGCAGUCGCAACCUGGACGACCCUCUGUCAGAGACGGACACUCUGGAGCUGGGUGAGGAUGUUUUGGGGGAAGUGGGGCCCUGUAUCACUGUGUCUGCAGAGAAGCACCGCCCCCCACCGAAGACAGAGAAGAGUGAGAGAGAGAGAGAGCCCUCCCCCAGGCUGGAUGGAGGGCAGACCCCGCGGCAGAAGCGCAGUACCCCGCUGAAGGAGCGGCAGCUCUCCAAGCCUCAGAGUGAGAGAGGCAACAGCUCCGACGGAGAGAAGUCCCCCGAGCUCGCUCAGUCCGCUCCGGUCAUGCGGAAGGCGGUGUACGACCAGCUGAACCAGGUGCUUCUGGCUGACUCCGCCCUCCCCGAAUGUCUCAUCGUGGUCAACGGCACGGACUGGCAGGGCCAGUACGUAGCGGAUUUGCUGCAGGCCCAGAAGCAGCCGGUUGUGUGCACCUGCUCGGGGACGGAGAUUCAGACGGUGCUCAACGCAAUCCUCACACGCAUCCAGAAGUUCUGUAACUGUAACUCGUCAAUGCCCCGGCCGGUGAAGGUGGCAGCAGUGGGCGGGCAGAGCUACCUGGGGGCCAUUUUGCAGUUCUUCGUCACCCAGCUGGCAAACAAGACAUCUGAUUGGUUGGGUCACAUGAGGUUCCUGGUGGUGCCAUUGGGUUCUCACCCAGUGGCCAAGCACUUGGGCACUCUCGACAACCGCUACAGUGCAGCCUUCUUGGACAGCACCUGGAGGGACCUCUUCAGCCGGACCGAACCCCCGCAGUCAGAUGCCCUGGAUGUGGCGGGCCGGAUCUCUCAGUACAUCAGCGGGGCUACGCUCACCCACCAGGUGCCCAUCGCUGAAGCCAUGCUGACCUGCAAACACCGCACGCAUGAUGAGGACUCCUACCAGAAGUUCAUUCCUUUCAUUGGGGUGGUGAAGGUGGGGUUUAUCGAACCCGGGCCUGCGUCAGCAGGUGUGGACCCGGAAGAGGGUGUGGCUGUCAACUUGGCCGUCCCCUCCACGUCCCCGCCCACGCACGGAUCUCCGGCGGGGUUGGCUAAAGAAGUGGCCACCCCGCCCUCCUCACCCUCCAUGAGCUCAGUAUUGGCUGGACAGGGCAGCCCCGGCGCGUCCCCCGGGAUGGACGCCAUCGGCCUGCAGGUGGACUACUGGCUGGCCUCGCCGGCGGAGAGGAAGCGGGAGGGCGAGCGGCGCGACGCGGCCUGCAAGAACACGCUGAAGAGCGCCUUCCGCUCGCUGCAGGUCACGCGGCUGCCAGGAGGGGGCGGCGGCGAGCUGCAGGCGCAGGGCAACACCAUGGCCAUGACCGUGGUCACCAAGGAGAAGAACAAGAAGGGCGUGCCCACCAUAUUCCUGGGGAAGAAGCUGAAGGAGAAGGAUGUGGACUCUAAGAGCCAGGUCAUCGAGGGCAUCAGCCGACUCAUCUGCUCCGCAAAGCAGCAGCAGACCAUCCUGAAAGUGUCCAUAGACGGGGUGGAUUGGAAUGAUGUAAAGUUUUUCCAGCUUGCUGCUCAGUGGCCUACCCAUGUGAAGUACUUCCCUGUGGGACUGUUCGGCUACAGUAAACCCCCCUCCUAGGACCCACCUCCUCCAUCCUCACCUCUGCCCACCCAUUGCACACAGCCCCUGUCUAUCAGAGCUCUGUGAUAUCCCUGCUGACCAAUCAGAACAGGACUGACCAAGGGAGGCAGGCCUCUCAUACAUAUAUAUUUUUUUGUUUUGUUUUGUUGACGUCGGUUUUAUUUGUGUAUGUGUGUGUGUGUGUGUGUGUGUGUGUGCGCGUGCGCGCGUACAUGUGUUUGUAAGCAUGGAUGGGAUUUACAGCACAAAGUAAGUAAAGUGAUGCCCUUCACUGUCUUAACCAGCAGAAAAGACGUUGGAUU
This is a messenger RNA of Conger conger (European conger), 3373 nucleotides long. RefSeq names its product phosphofurin acidic cluster sorting protein 1. Lineage: Eukaryota; Metazoa; Chordata; Actinopteri; Anguilliformes; Congridae. Gene Ontology annotation, biological process: protein localization to plasma membrane. Gene Ontology annotation, molecular function: transmembrane transporter binding. The record is from RefSeq and is a predicted model, not a curated record.